This is a messenger RNA of Anthostomella pinea, 1668 nucleotides long. The record is from the annotation of a GenBank genome assembly. Lineage: Eukaryota; Fungi; Ascomycota; Sordariomycetes; Xylariales; Xylariaceae.
AUGGCAGCUCAAAACCUUGAAACCCACCGCGGGCGAGAUAUCGAGAAGCAAGCGUCCAGCGACGAGCUGCCCCCAACCGAAUCACGACCCGAAUCAGAAGAGCCCAAAGGCAGGACCAUCCACGGCCCCCGCUGGCUCGUCAUCUGCACGGCGAUCUACACCACGUGCACGCUCUACGGCCUCGACACCACCAUCGCCGCCGACAUCCAGGGCCCCGUCGUCGAGACCCUGGGCCACGUCGAGCAGCUCUCCUGGGUGGGCGCCGGGUUCCCGCUGGGCUCCGUGUGCGUCAUCCUGAUGCUCGGCCGCCUCUACAAUCUGUUCAACACCAAGUGGAACCUGAUCGCCACCGUGGUGCUCUUCGAGGCCGGCUCGGCGCUCUGCGGCGCCGCGACGACCAUGAACGCCAUGAUCGUGGGCCGUGUCAUCGCCGGCGUCGGGGGGAGCGGCAUCUACCUCGGCUCGCUGCAGUACAUAUCGAUCACGACCGGGGAGAAAGAACGCGGCUUCUACAUAUCUCUCGUCGCUCUGUUUUGGGGCCUAGGUGCUGUCUUGGGGCCUGUGAUUGGUGGUGCCUUUGCUGAGUCCUCUGCGACCUGGCGCUGGGCCUUCUACAUCAACCUGCCCAUCGGCGCCCUCACGUUGCCGGCAUUCCUCCUCUGCCUACCCGCCUUUCAUCCCAUGCCAGGCCCCAGCAUACGAGAGCGGCUGGGUAGGAUCGACUUUUUCGGAUGGGUACUUCACUGCGGCACAUGGGUCAGCUUUCUCAUGGCCUUGACAAUGGCUGGCGGCCAGUGGCCAUGGAACGACGGACGCACUAUUGCCACUUUUGUCGUGUUUGGCGUGGUUCUCGUGGCCUAUGCCUUGCAGCAGUACUUCGCCGUCUGGACCACCCCCGCCCAGCGCCUGUUUCCGGGCCACCUGCUGCGCGACCACACCCAGGUGCUGCUCUACGUGGUGACAGCAGCCGGUGCCACCUCACUCUUCGUCGUAGUCUACUACGUGCCCAUCUACUUCCAGUUCGUCAACGGUGACGGCGCCGUCAUGGCCGCCGUUCGACUGCUUCCGUUUGUCGUCGUCGCGGUCGCGGCGAACCUCAUUUCCGGAUCCUUUCUCCACCUGAUCAAGACUUACAUGGUCCUCUACGUCAUCGGCGGCGUCUUCCUCGUAGCCGGCAGCGGCCCCCUGACGGUGUACCUGGACCCUGGUUCGUCGCCGGGCCUUAUCUACGGCCUCACGGUACUCGUUGCCGUCGGCAGCGGCCUGACCAUGGCCACAGGCUACACCGUCGCAACGCUGGUUCUAGAGAAGCCGGAGGAUACGGGGGCCGCGCUCAGCUUGCAAAACGUCGCGCAGAUCGGUGCCCAAGUCAUCGCCUUGGGCAUAGCCGGGCAGGUCUAUCAGUCGACGGGCAUCAGGAACCUGUCGGCGGCCCUGGCCGGCCAGGGAUUCACCGAGGAUCAAAUUCGGGGUGCGGUGGCAGGCGCACAGAGUUCUCUGUUCCCAGAGCUCAGUGGGGAGCUGCGCGAUAAGGCACUCGUGGCCAUCACGGAGGCGAUGCAAACAACCUUCAUCCUGGUACCUGUCGCUGGUGGCGUUAUGUUGAUCGCUGCGCUCUGCAUGAAGCGCGAGAAGCUUUUCGGGAAAGCUGUGGUUGCUGUUGCUUAG